AUGCACUCUAUCACCCUCAAUCUCAUGUUCUUAACCUUCUUCAACUUUCUGCAUCGUUCUGCAAGAAUCUUCAUCAAUCGCCAGAAUCACCUUCAAUCUUCAACAUUCAUUCACCUUCUCAAACUGCCACAAUCUUCAACAUCACUGCUUCCAUCUCAACACCUUCACUUCUUCAUUACGACGAAAACCGUAACUUUAUCGACUCCGCAAUUCUCAAAACUUCUUCACCCGCACCAGUUUCGUUGUAUUCGUUUCGUUCCGUAUCUCCAUCAAAGUUGCGAACAACAAUUAAGAACACAACAUCACAAAAUUUUGACGAAAAUAACAACUCAGGGAAAGCGGAACCACAUAAGGUAG
Vicia faba (fava bean) is the source of this 357-nucleotide messenger RNA. Lineage: Eukaryota; Viridiplantae; Streptophyta; Magnoliopsida; Fabales; Fabaceae. The record is from the annotation of a GenBank genome assembly.